CCCGCGCCCACCGCUUGGCGCCCACUGCUAAUUAUGUCUUGGUGGGAAGUGGGGCCUUUCAGGCUAGGACUCUAAGCUAUUCAUUUUGGAGACCGGCCUCAAGGUGAGUGGUUCGGAACUCUGCCCGCAGCUGGCACCGAGCUGAGCCCGUUACUUUGGUCAUGAGAGCCAGGCAUCCAUCACCAUCAACAUCCGUAGCUCCCUGGCCUGACACACCCAGCAGUGAUUCUGGAGGCCUUGGAGCCUCAGUUGCCCCGAUGUGGCGUGAUCUCUGGACCCCAGGCAGGGUCUGAGGCGUCUUCCCCGCCCCCCCUCCAUCUUCCUCCCAUUGUCUUUCCUCCCUCACCAGACCCGGGCUCCUUUGUCCCCCGCGGAGAGACGAUGAGCAGCCACGGCAACAGCCUGUUCCUGCGGGAGAGUGGCCUGCGCCUGGGCCGGGCAGGCUGGCUAGGGAGAACGCGCGAAGGCCUGCACCGGCGAGCACUGCGCCUGCGCCUGCGUCUGCAGACCACCACCCGCGAGCACGUGCGGCGCUUCCUGCGCAGGAACGCCUUCAUCCUGCUCACAGUCAGCGCCGUCAUCAUCGGAGUCAGCCUGGCAUUCGCCCUGCGUCCAUACCAGCUCACUUAUCGCCAAAUCAAAUACUUCUCCUUUCCUGGAGAGCUUCUGAUGAGGAUGCUGCAGAUGCUGGUCCUGCCUCUCAUCGUCUCCAGUCUGGUCACAGGUAUGGCGUCUUUAGACAAUAAGGCCACAGGGCGGAUGGGGAUGCGGGCUGCUGUGUACUACAUGGUGACCACAGUCAUCGCGGUCUUCAUUGGCAUCCUCAUGGUCACCAUCAUCCAUCCUGGCAAGGGUUCCAAGGAGGGGCUGCACCGGGAGGGCCGCAUCGAGACCGUCCCCACAGCCGACGCUUUCAUGGAUUUGGUCAGAAAUAUGUUUCCACCCAACCUUGUGGAGGCCUGCUUCAAACAGUUCAAGACUCAGUAUAGCACCAGAGUAGUCACCAGGAUGGUUGUGAGAACUGAGAACGGGUCGGAGCCAGGGGCCUCAGCCACUCCCUUGUCUUUGGUGGACAACGAGAGCAGCAUCAUGGAGAAUGUGACUCGCGCCCUGGGCACCCUUCAGGAGAUGCUGAGCUUCGAGGAGACCGUGCCGGUGCCCGGCUCUGCCAAUGGCAUCAAUGCCCUGGGGCUGGUGGUCUUCUCAGUGGCCUUUGGGCUGGUCAUCGGGGGCAUGAAACACAAGGGCCGUGUCCUCAGGGACUUCUUCGACAGCCUCAAUGAGGCAAUUAUGAGACUGGUGGGCAUCAUUAUCUGGUAUGCACCUGUGGGCAUCCUGUUCCUGAUCGCUGGGAAGAUUCUGGAAAUGGAAGACAUGGCCGUCCUUGGAGGUCAGCUGGGCAUGUACACGCUGACUGUUAUUGUGGGCCUGUUCCUCCACGCCGGUGGCGUCUUGCCCCUCAUCUACUUCCUUGUCACCCACCGGAACCCCUUCCCCUUCAUCGGGGGCUUGCUGCAGGCACUCAUCACUGCCAUGGGCACCUCCUCCAGCUCUGCCACUCUGCCCAUCACCUUCCGUUGCUUGGAGGAAUGCCUGGGUGUGGACCGUCGCAUCACCAGGUUUGUGCUGCCUGUGGGAGCCACCGUCAACAUGGACGGCACUGCCCUCUAUGAGGCCCUGGCUGCCAUCUUCAUUGCCCAAGUCAACAACUAUGAGCUCAACUUGGGCCAGAUCACCACAAUCAGCAUCACGGCCACGGCGGCCAGUGUGGGUGCAGCCGGCAUCCCCCAGGCGGGCCUGGUCACCAUGGUGAUCGUGCUCACAUCGGUGGGCCUGCCCACGGAGGACAUCACACUCAUCAUUGCGGUGGACUGGUUUCUCGACCGUCUCCGCACCAUGACCAACGUGCUGGGGGAUUCCAUCGGGGCAGCUGUCAUUGAACAUCUGUCUCAGCAGGAGUUGGAUCUGCAGGAAGCUGAGCUCACUCUCCCCAGCCUGGGCAAGCCCUACAAGUCACUCAUGGCACAAGAGAAGGGGGCAUCCAGGGGCCGGGGAGGUCACGAGAGCGCCAUGUGAGGGGCUUUCAGUGAGGUCACCUGGGCAGGUGGGGAGGGGAUGGGGUGGGGAGCUCAGGGGACGAUUGAUGCUCAAAUGACUGUGCGUGGAACACACGUGCUCUGCUUGUCUUGUUUGGGGUGGGGAUGGGGGACUGAGAUAAAGGAGCAGGAAUGAAAGAUGUCCAACGCCUCUAUUCCUCUCUGAGAGUAUGUUGAGUACUUGAUACAGGGGCAGAGCAAGGAAGACGAGGAGACAUCUCUACUUGGGUUUAGGGGUGCAUAGGGGAAGCUUCAGAUUUAACAAAAAGAAAGGUUAGCUGGGUGCUGGUGGCUGGCUCACGUUUAUA
Molecule: messenger RNA, 2404 nt
Organism: Perognathus longimembris pacificus (Pacific pocket mouse)
Lineage: Eukaryota; Metazoa; Chordata; Mammalia; Rodentia; Heteromyidae
Gene: Slc1a6
Product: solute carrier family 1 member 6
Exons: 12
Coding region: 382-2076 (564 amino acids)
Biological process (GO): L-glutamate transmembrane transport
Cellular component (GO): plasma membrane
Molecular function (GO): glutamate:sodium symporter activity; neutral L-amino acid transmembrane transporter activity; L-glutamate transmembrane transporter activity
Source: RefSeq, a predicted model, not a curated record